Molecule: messenger RNA, 1453 nt
Organism: Penaeus indicus
Lineage: Eukaryota; Metazoa; Arthropoda; Malacostraca; Decapoda; Penaeidae
Exons: 2
Coding region: 10-918 (302 amino acids)
Source: RefSeq, a predicted model, not a curated record
CAAGAAAGCAUGAGGGGAGCCAUAAUCGUGCUGCUGCUGGCGACCGUUGCGGCGGCGGCGCUGCAGAAACGUGAGGCGAAACCGUCUGGAGGAUACGGACACGGGCACGGACACGGCUUUGGCUACCGCUAUGGCUUUGACACUGGAUAUGGCUAUGGGCAUGGGCACGGAUUAGGACACGGUCACGGCCAUGGGCAUUCAGUAGCGUUUGUACAUGGUGGUCAUGGUCAUGGACAUGGAUUCGGUUUAGGAUUUGGACAUGGUCAUGGUUUCGGACAUGGUCAUGGAUUUGGACAUGGUCAUGGAUUUGGACAUGGUCAUGGUUUCGGACACGGACAUGGGCACAGUGUUGUACAUCAACACGGUUUUAGCCAUGGACAUGGAUUCGGAUUUGGCCAUGGUUUCGGACACGGACACGGCAUCUACAAGCGCGAAGCCAAAGCCGAACCCGAAGCCAAGGCCGACCCGAAGGCAGAACCCGGCUUUGGCCAUGGCUUCGGAGGCCACGGCUUCGGCGGUCAUGGCUUUGGCGGCCAUGGGUUCGGUGGCCAUGGAUUCGGACAUGGUGGCCAUGGAUUCGGACAUGGCGGCCAUGGAUUUGGACAUGGCGGCCAUGGAUUCGGACAUGGUGGGUUUGGAUUGGGCCAUGGCUUCGGCCAUGGAUUUGGUCACGGUAUCGGCCACGGUCAUGGUCACGGUCACGUUGUCACUCAUGAAGUUGUCCAUGUAGGGCAUGGCCACGGUCAUGGCCAUGGAUUUGGCCAUGGAAUCGGUCAUGGAUUCGGACACGGAAUCGGCCAUGGUUUCGGACACGGAAUCGGUCAUGGAUUCGGACACGGUAUCGGUCAUGGAUUCGGACACGGUAUCGGUCAUGGAUUCGGGCACGGUUACGGCUACGGAGGAUAUGGCUAUCAUUAACUGCAGCCAAGGUAUAUUUCUAAGGGAACUAAAGCGAGUAUCUAAUAAUAUAUAUGCAGUUCAAAUACUAUUUAUAGACUCACAAUCAAAAGAGAAAAAGAGGUAACUGAUGACGAACAAGUGCCUGAAGAAAUUAUUUUCUUAAACGAAGUACACCCUCAAGGUCACUCAUGAAUUUCCCCUCGGGCUGCUGUGCGUUAUUUCAGUUCGUUUUAUUUGCCUUGUUUGCCCGUUUUUCUGUCGUCAUUGAGUCCUUUAAUGAUCUAUCUAUAUUUGUCAAUUUAUCAUCUGUCUCAUUUGUCUGCCUGUAUUUAUCUAUCUACUAUAUCUACUCUCUGUCCGUCUAUUGCUCUAUCUUUCUAUUCUCUCUCUCCCUCUCUGUAAUUUUAUUGUACAAGAUGCCUGCCUGUAUAGCUGUACACAAAACAUAUUAUAUAAUACAGAUAUACUAAGGCAUACAUUUACAAUGACAUUAUUCCCUUUCGUAUUCACACCCACAUGCUAUCGUUCAUUUUAAUUUCCUUAAUUUUGUAUG